Molecule: messenger RNA, 986 nt
Organism: Aspergillus aculeatus ATCC 16872
Lineage: Eukaryota; Fungi; Ascomycota; Eurotiomycetes; Eurotiales; Aspergillaceae
Exons: 3
Coding region: 339-731 (130 amino acids)
Cellular component (GO): cytosol; mitochondrion
Molecular function (GO): deaminase activity
Source: RefSeq, a predicted model, not a curated record
CCGCCAGUUGACAUUCCCCGUCGAUACAGGAAGCCCCAAACGAACCUUAAGACAUGGCCUAAGAGGAGCCCAAGUUUAUCACCAAAUGGAAAGGAUGUUUUUUGCUAGGACGGCGAAUGAAUAAGACUUGGAUGGGGCAGGCUUGCCCGCAAUCCGGGAUGACUUGCCUUCACGCUGCAGUCCGCUAUCAUCCACAAUCCACCAGGAGGAAACUCAUCCCACGCCAACUCCCCGCCCGCCUCCCAUAUAAAGAAUAGCCUCGACGAGCCUCAAAUAGACGUCUGUCCUCCAAAGAAUCCUCACUUCCAGUCUAAAUCGAUCGCACCUACACCUCAACCAUGUCCCCCGCCAAAGUUCCCGUUCUGAGCCAACACGCUCCCGCCCCGAGCCCGUUGAUGUCGCAAGGCAUCAUCUCCAACGGCAUGCUCUAUUGCUCCGGCAGUCUCGGCAUCGACCCCAAGACCAGCACUUUUGUGCCAGGCGACGUGGCUGACAGGACGGUCCAAGCCCUGCGCAAUCUGGAACAGGUCCUCAUCGCCGGCGGGAGCGAUCUGAGCAAGGUCGUCAAGGUCACGAUCUUCAUCUCCAGUAUGGCGCAUUAUGCCAAGGUCAACGACGGGUAUGCCAAGGUCUUUGGGGAGUAUGAUGUCAAGCCGUGCCGUACCUGUGUGGGCGUGGCCAGUCUUCCGCUGGAUGCGGAGGUUGAGAUUGAGCUGGUUGCUGCUGCUUAGGCGUUGACGGGGAUCUGAGCGUGUGCCGGAUUUCAAGGAUGGAGAAGAUGGAUUGAAGGUUAACUGGAUUUUAACUGGAUUGAUACUAGGAGAGGGCAGUGACUAGGAGAGGGCAGUGAUGGGAAGCGGAUGCCCUAACUGCUGUGCCCAAACAGGGGGCUUUGCCGUAGAAAGAGAGCAGGAUUGACCUAGUCUGCUAACGAACAUACAUGAAAGAUACACCAACAGUGAGAUAGUACCGAGCAACAAAUAGAG